Molecule: messenger RNA, 1207 nt
Organism: Lagenorhynchus albirostris (white-beaked dolphin)
Lineage: Eukaryota; Metazoa; Chordata; Mammalia; Artiodactyla; Delphinidae
Product: ras-related C3 botulinum toxin substrate 1
Exons: 1
Coding region: 93-671 (192 amino acids)
Biological process (GO): regulation of actin cytoskeleton organization; regulation of cell shape; actin filament organization
Cellular component (GO): plasma membrane; dendritic spine; cytoplasmic vesicle
Molecular function (GO): protein kinase binding; GTP binding; GTPase activity
Source: RefSeq, a predicted model, not a curated record
AGCCGCGCGCCCGCCCGCCCGCCGCGCCCCGAGCUCUCCGCUCUUCGCGUCAGUGCCCGGCCGCCGCCGCCGCGGCCCAGAGAGCGGCCCAGAUGCAGGCCAUCAAGUGUGUGGUGGUGGGAGACGGAGCUGUAGGUAAAACUUGCCUCCUGAUCAGUUAUACGACCAAUGCCUUUCCUGGAGAGUAUAUCCCCACUGUCUUCGACAACUAUUCUGCCAAUGUUAUGGUGGAUGGAAAACCGGUGAAUCUGGGCUUGUGGGAUACAGCUGGACAAGAAGAUUAUGACCGAUUACGUCCCCUAUCCUAUCCGCAAACGGAUGUAUUCUUGAUUUGCUUUUCUCUUGUGAGUCCUGCAUCAUUUGAAAAUGUUCGUGCAAAGUGGUACCCUGAAGUGCGACACCACUGUCCCAACACUCCUAUCAUCCUGGUGGGGACGAAACUUGAUCUGAGGGAUGAUAAAGACACGAUUGAGAAACUGAAGGAGAAGAAGCUGACACCCAUCACCUACCCGCAGGGCUUGGCCAUGGCCAAGGAGAUCGGUGCCGUCAAAUACCUGGAGUGCUCGGCGCUCACGCAGCGAGGUCUUAAGACGGUGUUUGAUGAAGCUAUCCGGGCGGUUCUCUGCCCGCCCCCCGUCAAGAAGAGGAAGAGAAAAUGCCUGCUGUUGUGAAUGUCCGGGCCCCUCCCGCCUGUCCCCGUCCCCCAGGACCCUUUGUACGCUUUGCUCAAACGGUGGAGCCUUCGCACUCAAUGCCAAGUUUUUGUUACAGAUUAGUUUUUCCAUAAAACCGUUUUGAACCAAUCAGUAAUUUCUAGGUUUUGUUUGUUUAAGGUGUAAGAGUUCAAACUUUCACAUCCUAUUAAAGUUUAGCCCUAAGAUGACAAGCUUCCUUAAAGCCUUAUUUCUCAAAGCCCCUAUUCUUGCUCAGAUUAAGAGUUGCCAAAAUACCUUGUGAACUAAGUUGCAUUGUUGGGCUAAGAACACUAAGCACUAAACUGUUCAAAGACCUUUGUCUGGAAGAGACUAGCUUCUGAGGCAGGAGAUGCAGACGCUCGCUAAUGAGUUUCAGACGCGAAGAGCAGUACAGCCUCCUUCCUGAAACGUUGCCAUUUAAUGCAUCCUGAUUUACCAGCCCAUGUUCACUACCUAACACUGUACUGUACAUCAUAAUGAACGAGUGUAACAGCUCAGCUCUUUAGAUCAAU